AUGUGGCUGUCGUCCCUCAUACAUCUCGUCCCCAUCUCCCCUCUCUCGCAGGGCCAGGGCAACCUGCGAAGUUCAGGUGGCCUUGCCACGAAUCUUCUCGUGCCUUUUCUUUGCCUUGCGCCCUGUCUUGCGGCCUGCCAUGUUCUGGAACCUGCCCACUUGCCCGACGCGGCUCGCCCUUCGCCUCAAGGCCGCCUCGCUGAUUGGCAGCCGCCGACAGAGAGCAAUGGGAAUCGACUCCAGAAGGCGGUCUGGCCUUGUUUGCUAGUCGUGAAUGUCCUGCCACUCCUGCCUGCCUCGGUGCAGCUUUCGGCUAUGCGCGGAGACCAGAUGACUUCGCCUCUCCACAUGGCAAUCCAAGUUUUGGCCUGUGACCUGGCCGCUCAGUCUCUCGAGGGCUUGAUAGCCGAUGGUCGAGGUUGCCGGAUCCGUGCUCAACGGCCAGAUGCCAAAGACUAG
Molecule: messenger RNA, 459 nt
Organism: Colletotrichum paranaense
Lineage: Eukaryota; Fungi; Ascomycota; Sordariomycetes; Glomerellales; Glomerellaceae
Exons: 1
Coding region: 1-459 (152 amino acids)
Source: RefSeq, a predicted model, not a curated record